AUGGAAGAAACUCAGGUAAUCAUUGUUGGAGGUGGACCAGCAGGUCUCGCCCUGGGACUAUCACUAGCCCGACUAAAGAUCCAUUCCGUCAUUCUUGAAAAAGAAGCAGAGAUCACCACAGACCCCAGAGGCGUAUUCCUCACCGGAGAUGCCGUCAGAAUACUACACAGCCUCGGGAUCAACGAUCUAGCGGGCAUAGGUCAUGAAAUGCCACAUAUUAAUGUUCAUCGUGGUGCAUUCAAUGCUCCCUCAUUCUUCUCAAUUCGCAUUGGGGACAUCAACAGUCUUGAACAAGCCUUACCUGAAGGCAUUUUGCAAAUGCAGCCCCGUCUAGAGGGGGCUUUGAGGAAGGCUAUUGAGGAGUCAAAGUUCUGUUCACUACGUACAGCCUGCGAAGUGGUCUCGCGGUCUGAACAAGAUCCACCAGUGAUCAACUUCAGCGACAGCCAAGGCACACGACAGCAGAUCAAAGGAGAAUGGCUCAUCGGCGCCGACGGAAAACUAGGUAUUGUCCGAAAGCGCUUCCUAGAACCAACAGUGGGCAUCAAGCAAGAAGCUGGACUCUAUCCUUACAGCGGUACUUGGAUAGCCGCCAAUCUGAAGAUGAAGCUCCCGACUCCCGAGACUCAUCCUGACUUCCCACUUUGGAAGUUUGGGUACUCGCCACAAGAGGUUUAUGAUCUUUUCUGGCCUAUCGGGUGGCACUUUUGCACCCCGCCUGGAAAGGCUACUGCUUCUGGAAGAUUUGGUCCUUAUGAGGAAAGACUUUGGCGUCAUGAGUUUGCCCAGGAUGAGUCACUUAUCAAGGAUAACUCGGAGGAGCUUUUCUGGGAACAUAUUACGCCGAUGAUCACUCUCAAGGGAGACAGCAGUCGCAAGCAAAGGUUUGACGGCCCCGUGCAGUACCCACGAGAUUGUAUCGAGAUCCUUCGCUGUCGGCCAUUCCACUUUGUUCACAAGGUUGUUGAUCGCUGGUUCAGUGGCCGUACAAUCCUGAUUGGCGAUGCAGCUCACGUCUUUCCACCUUUCGCAGGUCAAGGAAUUGGCAGUGGCGUCAGAGACGCUCACCAACUUGCAUGGAGGUUAGCUCUGAUGCUCCAUCCAGAUGCCAAGCCCGAAAACCACGACAAACUGCUCAAGUGCUGGGAAGCCGAGCGACGUCAUAGCAUCAACGACGCAGCGCGAUUCUCCAUGAUCAACGGCCGCAUCUGCAACAAUGAGCCAUCUUUAUGGUUACGUUUCUGUUUCCGGCUUUUGAUGUCUCUGCAUGGCACGCCUCUUUUUCGGUAUGUGGACUAUAUGUCUUAUAAAGAGAAGAAGGGCUUUUCGGAUGUUGAAAAUGGGUUCUUUGUCAGGGGACGAACAGGUGGUUCCCGUCUGCCUCAGAUACACAUGAGAUCAAAAGGCCAAGUAGGAUCAUUCUUAUCGGAUGAGCUUUUACGAAAGGACAAUACGAUCUUCACUCUGGCGGUUGUUAGUGACGGGGAACGAGCCAAUCAACUUAGUCUAUACGCCGAAGCAAGGGCCGCAGUCCAAGAAGCCGGACUUUCAUCCGUCAUCUCAAACGAUGCCGUCGUUAUUUACGAUGCACAGUCGGGAGACUCAUCACUAGGCCAAAAGACACUUUCAGACAUAAAUGGAGAGUUUGGUCAUCUCACGGUCUGUUCACCUUCACAAGUCCCUGCCGCUAAUGGACGUCUGGCGAAUGGAUACGACAGCUCAGUCUUUGUCAAGCGUCUUGGGAGAGCCACGAAAUUUGCUAUUAUUCGACCUGACUUUUUUGUCUUUGCUUGUGCUUCUGACUAUGCUGGGCUGGUCAACUCGCUGAACUCGUUGAGAAGUUUUAUUGGGUUCUGCAGGAAUAAAUAG
Fusarium oxysporum Fo47 is the source of this 1869-nucleotide messenger RNA. RefSeq lists its product as uncharacterized. The transcript has 4 exons. Gene Ontology annotation, molecular function: FAD binding. Bases 1 to 1869 code for a protein of 622 amino acids. The record is from RefSeq and is a predicted model, not a curated record. NCBI's taxonomy places the organism in Eukaryota, Fungi, Ascomycota, Sordariomycetes, Hypocreales, Nectriaceae.